This is a messenger RNA of Guillardia theta CCMP2712, 633 nucleotides long. RefSeq lists its product as hypothetical. The record is from RefSeq and is a predicted model, not a curated record. Gene Ontology annotation, molecular function: protein binding. Lineage: Eukaryota; Cryptophyceae; Pyrenomonadales; Geminigeraceae. The annotation marks the transcript as partial. The transcript is spliced from 7 exons.
CAGGAGGCGGUGCUAGCGGCAUGCAAGGAGAAACAGCAGUACACGACGCCUCGGCUAAACGACAACCUCUACCUGCAAUGCUGCGGUUUCACCAAGAUCGAGAACCUAGAAGAGGGGGGGGACAAACAUUUAUGGUGGCUGACAUUCAUACAGACGCUGUGGCUGGAAGAGAACAACAUCUCGAAGAUUGAGAACAUCUCGCACAUGCAGCAAUUGCGAUGUCUCUUCCUUCAGUCGAACGCUAUCAUGCGAAUCAGCGGGCUGAAGAUGUUGACUUCCCUACAAACGCUGAAGCUAUCCAACAACAUCGUUCGUCUCUCUCUCCCCUCUACUCCUCUUGACGACGCUGCAGCCUUGCGCAUGCUCCACACGUUGGAUGUCAGUUACAACCUGCUGCACACCGUCGAGGACAUAAGUCAUCUUCUCCUCUGCGACUCAAUCUCGGCUCUUCACCUCAACAGCAACCGCCUUGAAGAUCCGAGGUGUGUCGCAGUACUGGAGGGGAUGCGGAAACUGCAGGUCCUCUACUUCAGCGACAACCUCGCCGUCUCUCGCAUCGCUCAAGUCUGGGGAACAUAUCGCAAAUGCAUGAUCGGCAGGAUUCCGGCACUGACGUUCCUUGACGAUCGUCCG